Penicillium lagena is the source of this 735-nucleotide messenger RNA. Its product is annotated as putative RNA annealing protein Yra1. Bases 1 to 735 code for a protein of 244 amino acids. NCBI's taxonomy places the organism in Eukaryota, Fungi, Ascomycota, Eurotiomycetes, Eurotiales, Aspergillaceae. The transcript has 6 exons. Gene Ontology annotation, cellular component: nucleus. Gene Ontology annotation, biological process: mRNA export from nucleus. The record is from RefSeq and is a predicted model, not a curated record. Gene Ontology annotation, molecular function: mRNA binding.
AUGUCUGCCAACCUGGACCGUUCUCUCGACGAUCUCGUCGGCAACCGCCGCAAGAGCGGUCGCCGUGGCGCCCGCCGCGCGUCUGCCAGCAAAGCCUCCACUGUUGGAGGCGUGAAGAAGUCCACCAAGUCCAACAAGGGUACCGCCAAGGCGGUCCACCCGACCCCUGCUGCGACUCCGUCCAGCAAGAUCAUCGUGAGCGGUCUGCCUGCCGAUGUGACUGAGGCCAAUAUCAAGGAAUACUUCACCAAGUCCGCAGGUCCUGUCAAGAGGGUCAUGCUCACCUACAACCAGAAUGGUACCAGCCGUGGUAUUGCUUCGAUCAUCUUUGGCAAGGCCGACACUGCUGCCAAGGCCGCGAAGGAGCUGAAUGGUCUCCUAGUUGAUGGCCGUCCCAUCAAGAUCGAGGUUGUUUUCGACGCAUCCCACGCCCCCCAGGUUCCCGCCCCAAAGCCGCUCGGUGAGCGCAUUGCCCAGAAGGCUCAGAAGGCUCAGCCUAAGCCUGCCACCGCUGGUAAGGCCGCCAACGCUCGUGGACGUCGUGCUACUCGCGGCCGUGGACGUGGUGGCCGCAACCCUGGCCGUCCCCAGAAGACCGUGGAGGAUCUCGAUGCGGACAUGGCCGACUACUUCAACGAGAAUGGCCCCGCUGAUGCCAGCGCCCCUGUCAAUGGGGCUGCUGCUGCGCCUGCCGCCAAUGCUGGCGAAGACCUCGGCAUGGGCGAGAUUUCUUAA